Messenger RNA from Toxorhynchites rutilus septentrionalis, 1999 nucleotides. It is a transcript of the gene CCT2, whose product is annotated as T-complex protein 1 subunit beta. The transcript is spliced from 2 exons. Gene Ontology annotation, molecular function: ATP binding; ATP hydrolysis activity; ATP-dependent protein folding chaperone. Lineage: Eukaryota; Metazoa; Arthropoda; Insecta; Diptera; Culicidae. Gene Ontology annotation, cellular component: cytosol; chaperonin-containing T-complex. Gene Ontology annotation, biological process: protein folding. Bases 124 to 1728 code for a protein of 534 amino acids. The record is from RefSeq and is a predicted model, not a curated record.
UCUGUAGCUGCUGUCAUUACUGUCACUGUUUUUCAGCCCUUGCAAAGCGGAGAAAAGUUCAUUCCUACUGGGUGCCGAUAUUAGUUGCGUGCUGAAGUUUUAGUUCAAAUAAAAUCUACAAAAAUGGUCUCACUGAACCCGGUCCGUAUUCUGAAAAAUGAGGCAGAGGAGGAGAAGGGUGAAAUUGCCCGGUUGUCUUCCUUUGUGGGUGCCAUCGCCAUUGGCGAUCUGGUGAAGAGCACACUCGGCCCCAAAGGAAUGGAUAAAAUUCUGGUGUCCCACGGUCGCAAUGCUGGGCAGGUGAUGGUCACCAAUGAUGGUGCUACAAUCCUGAAGGCGGUGGGUGUUGAUAAUCCGGCGGCGAAGAUUCUGGUCGAUAUGAGCCGCGUGCAGGAUGAUGAAGUUGGCGAUGGUACUACUUCGGUUACGGUUCUCGCUUCGGAGCUGCUGCGGGAGGCAGAAAAGCUGAUCGAAAAGAAGCUGCAUCCACAGACGAUUAUUGCCGGAUGGAGGCUCGCCGCACAAGCGGCUCGGAAUGCACUGAAUGCAGCCGCUCAAGAUAAUUCAAAGGAUGCUGAGAAAUUCCGGGAGGAUUUGAUGAAUAUCGCCAGAACAACAUUGAGCUCGAAAAUUUUGUCCCAGCACAAGGAACAAUUCGCCAAGUUGGCUGUCGAUGCCGUGCUCCGAUUGAAGGGAUCCGGCGAGAUGACUGCAAUUCAACGAAUCAAGAAGACUGGAGGAUGUUUGGAGGAUUCCUUCCUGGAUGAAGGAUUCUUGCUGGACAAAAAACCUGGCGUACAUCAGCCGAAGAGGAUGGAAAACGCUAAGAUUCUAAUCGCAAAUACGCCCAUGGAUACUGACAAGAUUAAAGUGUUCGGAUCCAGCAUUAAGGUUGACUCCAUGUCCAAAAUUGCUGAACUAGAGGUUGCCGAGAAGGAGAAGAUGAAGGAUAAGGUUAACAAGAUCCUCGCUCAUGAUUGUACCGUUUUCAUCAACCGACAGUUGAUUUAUAACUAUCCGGAACAGCUGUUUGCCGAUGCCGGUGUUAUGGCCAUCGAGCAUGCCGAUUUUGAUGGAAUCGAACGCUUGGCUCUGGUCACCGGAGGUGAGAUCGUAUCCACCUUCGAUAACCCUGGUUUGGUGAAACUUGGUCGAUGUGAUUUAAUCGAACAGGUUAUGAUUGGAGAGGAUACGCUGCUGCGUUUCAGCGGCGUUCCACUGGGUGAGGCUUGUACCAUUGUUAUCCGUGGUGCUACUCAGCAAAUCAUCGAUGAAGCGGAACGUUCGCUCCAUGAUGCUCUGUGUGUUCUGGCAGCAACCGUUAAGGAGUCUCGUAUCGUUUAUGGAGGCGGUUGCUCGGAGACGCUGAUGGCCACAGAAGUGUUGAAGCUGGCUGCCGAAACUCCCGGUAAAGAGGCGAUGGCUAUCGAAUCUUUCGGACGCGCUUUGCUUCAACUUCCGACGACGAUUGCUGACAACGCUGGUUACGAUUCCGCCCAGUUGGUUUCGGAGCUGCGUGCAGGACACUCGCAGGGCAAGUCCACCAUGGGGCUGAAUAUGACCGAAGGCAAGGUUGGCUGCAUGAAAGAACUGGGAAUCACCGAAUCGUUCGCAGUCAAACGACAAGUUCUGAUGUCCGCCUCGGAAGCCGCUGAGAUGAUUCUGCGUGUUGAUAACAUUAUCAAGUGCGCGCCCAGAAGACGUGUUCCGGAUCGUGGUUACUGUUAAGCACUUUUACAUCGUACGCCUUUCAAUAUAACUAUCUACAAUAUUUUUUCAAACAUAUAUGUAUAACUAUUUAGUUGCUUAGGAAGUGCGUUUUUUUAUUAUCUAGCACCAAGCAUCCACCUGCAUUUACAGGUGGAACCCAUUCAUCGCCUCUUAAAACUCACACUCAAUAUUAAAUGUAAUCCUUUCGAAUCGGAACGGAUACUAGUUCCGAGCUGGGAGACCUAAUCAUUUGUUUACAAUGGAAUAAAGUCAUUGUGAUAACACAAAA